Seminavis robusta is the source of this 1986-nucleotide messenger RNA. The record is from the annotation of a GenBank genome assembly. NCBI's taxonomy places the organism in Eukaryota, Bacillariophyta, Bacillariophyceae, Naviculales, Naviculaceae.
GUUGGGCUCAUCUUUUCGGAAGAUCACCUUUCUACUUUCUCGGCACCAACACUGCACGACCAUGAGCGAAGAAGAACGAGGUUUUGUGCAUGAUUUGGUAGACGGCGCUUGCCCUCAGUUCGUUCAGGAUGGCUGUGGCUGCGAUGCUUGCUGUGGCCAUUGCGCCGACUGCUUGGAGUCUGUGACUCCAUUCCUGGAAUGUUUUGCGGAUCUGAUUUGGGUGUUUGGUUCGCCGUUGGCCUUUCCUAUCAUCUUUUGCUUUGACCCAGAGACAACGGACACUGGAGGAUGGAGAAUCAGCAUGUUGGAAACUCCCACGAGACGACCCAUCGAAUGUUGUGGGGCCAUGAUGUGCUGCCCUUGCGGUCAAUGGUACCUGCGAAAGAAAGCCUUGGGCGGUGAUAUGACCAAAUACAAGCUUUGGCAAGGUAUGCAUGAUGGACCUCAGUGCAUGGCAAGACGUUGCCCUGGAGCACCCAUCACCAUUGAAUCUGGUACCUACGGGGAAUCCGAUUGUCCCGAUGCCUUUUUAUGCUUUGAAGUAUGGUGCGCGGCUGGAUUCUGGUCCACAUGUUGCGCGUUUGAUGUCACCAGACGAAUGAUGAAGCAGGAACGAAACCUGGGCUCGGAUCCCACAGAAAUUCGCCAAGAAAAGUGCGUUGCCUUUUUCGGUGAGAUUGCCAGCAAGUGCUGUAUGCUCGCCUGCUGUGUGUGGGUUACCGGUGCUUGUAUAUCCUGUUUGGCUCAGGAUUCGGAAGGAGCCCAAGAUUUGGGCGGAGCCACAGGACGGGCCAGUCGAGCUUGUUGUGAAAUUGUUAAUACUCUUUGGAGAGGUAUCUGGUCCGUCAAGGUGAUUGCCAUCGGAUGUAUGAGUGGCCAGAUGGUUGAAGAAAUCGAGGCAGGCGAUGGAGGUCCGUCCGCGCCACAGGGAAAUCGAAUGCAGCGAUGAUCACCAGGCACGAAAACCUGGCUGCCUGGCUGUUGCUACCUGCUGCUUGUCCUCUCCAUGCAACCUUCCAAUUCCCUUUCUAGACUCAAAUUGCUUGGAGCGAGUUCACCCCUAAGCCUAGCUAGGUCUUCUGUGUAAUAGUAGUUGAUUUUAGUGACACAUACCUGGGUUGCUGGCUGCCUUGCGAUGGCCUUCUUGUGGCUAGGUACGGUAGUGCCGAGUAACGCACGAUAGGCACUGUCUCGAGAGCGUUGCUGUUUGCUCACUGAGAGCUUCGCUGAGCAUGCAUGAAGAAUUGUAGUUUUUAGACUGUAUACUCGUCGGCUGUUAGGUGGGUUUUGACAAGCACAAGCCACCUAUGAUGCAGCCAUGGGGUUGACUGAGCAGAUCUAGUCGUCUGAGUCGUCCCAAAAAAGCAUUAGCUUGCCGGUGCGAUGCCUCUUCAUGGCAAACUGCUGAAGGGUGGAAAGGACUGAGGAGAGAAAUUCAAGGAAACUUUGGGGCAGUUGCAUUGCGAAGGAAUCCAGAAGCCCAGGGACAUGAUGUCCUCUCUCUGUCUCUCUCUCUCUCUCUUUGUGUGUUCUGCUAAAGAGAUUUCGAGGGCAGUGCUCGAUACUACUGGCUAGCUAACUAGCUAGAGUAUACUUACAUCAGCCACUGGUUUGUAUUCUUUGAAGCAGUCCAAGUCGCCCUCAACACCAGAGUAAUAAGGAGGCAAUAGAUCGCGAGGAUACCUUUCGCUUGCCAGCUAAAUCCAAGUGGCGCAGUCAUUUGCGGACAGGAGGCCUGGCAAUUGGUUUGUAACCAUUGUGACAGCUUCUACCAAUUCAUCUGUCACAGCUAACGGUAGCUAGGGAUACGGGCUGGAUGAUCACAACACUACUACACUGUGUAGUAUUUAAUCCAGGUUUCACGAUCAUGGCUAGGACUCGGCAAUGCAACUGCAGCCUUGGGUACUAUUACCGAUAGCAAGUACUCAACUUGUUGUCAAAAGCAAGGUUUUCUAGCUAGAUGUUACAUGGAUGUCUCCUUUCCAC